GUUUUCAAUUUCAUUUUCCAUGGUCUUCACGCUUCCAAGUCCGAGGUGGAAGAAGGUACGGAGAAAUUUCCAAAGAUGCAUCGCAUCGAUGUCACAUUCCCUAACUGCGAUUAUUAUAAUUUUCGAAAUGCGUAGAGGGAGAAAAUCCAGGAUCAGGAGAGAGAAAAACUCAGGAGCCGGUGGAGCGAGGAGAGAGAAAGAGUGAGAUAUGUUGGAGGGGGAGGAUUCGGGGAGGGAGGGAGAGAGAAUGGGAAAGGUCGCGUUGUUCGAUGCUGUUUGCCCUUUCGAUUCCGGUUUGAAUGAUUGAGGCUCUUUGCUUUUUCUUUCUUCUGUAUUGAGAGAGAGCUUCAAGGAGAAAGAAACAGUAACGGCCAGCGGAAGAGCAACUGCAGCCGUACCCACAGCGCACACCCUCUCUGUGACUUCUUUAAUUGUAAGGCAGAUUUAUUUGUGUUGUGGGUCUUUUUCGGUGGGAAAAUCUCCGCCUAAAAUUUCAGUUCGGUUCAUAGAUUCACUGGUUUCACUUGCUCUGGGAAAACUUCUUUGAAUCUUGGCUUUCCUUUGGUUUUGCUUCUGGGUUUGAUCUUCUUCGUUAAGAGUGAUUCGUGAUGGGGAAAGGUGGGGAGGAUUAUGGUAGGCGAGAGAUUUCGUGCUCUAAAGUCCCCAAUGGAGAAAUCUUUCCGGCGUGGGCGAAGGAUGUUCUAGAGUGCGAGACGCAUUAUUCAGUGAAUAGAAAAUCUGGGUUGAGGUUGAGCGACGUUGAGAAGCGGCGCAGGAUCUAUGGUUGGAAUGAGUUAGAGAAGCACGAUGGUCCGUCGUUGUGGAGUCUGAUUCUCGAGCAAUUCAGUGAUACUCUGGUUCGAAUUCUGCUUGUUGCUGCGGUUGUCUCGUUUGUGUUGGCUUGGUAUGAUGGAAAUGAGGGUGGCGAGAUGGAAAUUACGGCAUUUGUGGAGCCUUUUGUGAUUUUCCUUAUAUUGAUUGUUAAUGCUAUUGUUGGAGUUUGGCAGGAGAAUAAUGCAGAGAAGGCAUUAGAGGCGCUCAAGGAAAUUCAAUCAGAGAAUGCCGCGGUGAUUCGUGAUAAUAGGCGAAUUCCCGACUUGCCUGCAAAGGAGCUUUUGCCAGGUGAUAUUGUUGAGCUUAAGGUUGGGGAUAAGGUGCCGGCAGAUAUGCGAGUGGUGGAAUUAAUUAGCUCAACCUUGAGGGUUGAGCAGGGGUCAUUGACUGGAGAGAGUGAAGCUGUUAAUAAAACGAAUAAGGUUGUUCCCGAAGACACUGACAUUCAAGGGAAAAGAUGCAUGGUUUUUGCAGGAACGACUGUUGUGAAUGGGAGCUGCAUUUGCUUGGUUACGCAGACAGGAAUGGAAACAGAACUUGGAAAGGUGCAUUCCCAAAUUCAUGCAGCUUCGCAAAGUGAAGAAGAUACCCCAUUGAAGAAGAAGCUGAAUGAAUUUGGAGAGACCCUUACGGAAAUAAUUGGGGUGAUUUGUGCACUUGUGUGGCUCAUGAAUUUCAAGUAUUUUCUUACAUGGGAUAAUGUUGAUGGGUGGCCAAGUAAUUUUAGGUUCUCUUUCGAAAAGUGCACAUACUACUUUAAGAUUGCAGUUGCCUUAGCUGUGGCUGCUAUUCCAGAGGGUCUGCCUGCAGUCAUUACAACUUGCCUGGCUCUUGGCACACGGAAAAUGGCUCAGAAGAAUGCCCUUGUGCGUAAGCUGCCCAGUGUCGAAACUCUGGGUUGUACCACUGUAAUUUGUUCUGAUAAAACUGGUACCCUGACUACCAAUCAGAUGGCGGUGGCGAAGCUUGUGGCAAUGGGUUCUACGGUCAGUAAGCUUCGGGCCUUCAAGUUAGAUGGGACUACGUACAAUCCUGAAGAUGGAAGAAUACAUGAUUGGUCCACUGGCCCUCUGGAUGCUAAUCUUCAAAUGAUUGCUAAGAUAUCUGCAGUGUGCAAUGAUGCUGGGAUUGCGCUAUCUGAUCAUAAGUAUGUUGCCACUGGAAUGCCAACGGAGGCAGCUCUAAAGGUUUUGGUUGAGAAAAUGGGCCUCCCUGAUAGUUCUCGUGAUCAGUCAUUUUCUAGUUCUGGUGAUUUGCUACGUUGUUGCCAGCGAUGGAAUGAAAUUGAACGGCGAAUUGCAACUCUUGAGUUUGACCGUGAGAGGAAGUCCAUGGGUGUUAUUGUCAACUCACAGACUGGGAAAAAGUCAUUAUUAGUAAAGGGUGCUGUAGAAAAUGUGUUGGAGCGAAGUGCUUUCAUUCAGUUGCUUGAUGGUUCAGUAGUAGAAUUAGAUCAUGAUUCAAGGAACCUUAUUUUACAAGCUCUUCAUGAGAUGUCAUCGGUUGCACUACGCUGUUUAGGCUUUGCAUACAAAGAUGAGCUUUCAGAGUUUGCAACUUACGAUGGUGAUGAAGAACAUCCAGCUCAUACACUGUUACUAAAACCUGACAAUUAUCCAUCAAUUGAGAGUAAACUCAUUUUUGUUGGCUUGGUUGGGCUGAGGGAUCCCCCUCGGGAAGAAGUUCAUCAAGCUAUUGAGGACUGCAAAGCUGCUGGCAUUCGUGUUAUGGUUAUAACUGGGGACAACAAAAAUACAGCUGAGGCAAUUUGUCGUGAAAUAGGCGUUUUUGGGCCUAAAGAAGACAUUCAAUUCAAAAGCAUAACUGGUAAAGAGUUCAUGGAGCUUCGUGAUCAGAAAGCUCACCUGAGACGAAGUGGUGGGCUUCUGUUUUCAAGGGCUGAACCAAGGCAUAAACAAGAGAUAGUGAGGCUGCUUAAAGCAGAUGGGGAGGUUGUAGCCAUGACAGGUGAUGGGGUGAAUGAUGCACCUGCCUUGAAAUUGGCUGAUAUUGGGAUUGCAAUGGGCAUAGCUGGCACAGAGGUUGCUAAAGAAGCCUCUGACAUGGUGUUGGCUGACGAUGAUUUUAGUACAAUAGUUGCUGCUGUUGGUGAAGGGAGGUCUAUCUACAACAAUAUGAAGGCUUUCAUCAGGUACAUGAUCUCUUCAAAUAUUGGUGAGGUUGCCUCCAUAUUUCUAACGGCAGCUCUGGGUAUCCCUGAAGGUCUUAUCCCAGUUCAGCUUUUGUGGGUAAACCUGGUCACUGAUGGCCCCCCUGCUACAGCUUUGGGUUUUAAUCCACCAGAUACAGAUGUAAUGAAGAAACCCCCUCGCAGAAGUGACGACUCACUCAUUAAUGCUUGGAUUUUAUUCCGCUAUCUGGUAAUUGGUCUGUAUGUUGGCAUAGCAACAGUGGGCAUUUUCGUCAUCUGGUACACGCAUGGUUCCUUCUUUGGCAUUGACCUCAGUCAAGAUGGUCACACCCUUGUCACAUACUCCCAGCUUGCUCACUGGGGUCAGUGCUCAUCCUGGGAUAAUUUUACAGUUUCGAACUUCACCGCCGGUACUCAGGUCUUCUCCUUUGAUCAUGACCCCUGUGAUUACUUCCGGGGUGGCAAAGUGAAAGCAACGACGCUCUCCCUCUCUGUUUUGGUUGCCAUUGAAAUGUUCAACUCACUGAAUGCCCUUUCCGAGGAUGGGAGCCUCUUGACAAUGCCCCCGUGGGCGAAUCCUUGGCUGCUUGUGGCAAUGUCAGUCUCAUUUGUCUUGCAUUUUUUGAUUCUGUAUGUGCCGUUCCUUGCUCAAGUAUUUGGCAUCGUGCCCCUGAGCUUCAAUGAAUGGCUCUUGGUUUUGGGCGUAGCGCUCCCAGUGAUUUUCAUUGACGAGAUUCUAAAGUUUGUUGGAAGGUGUACUGGUGGGUUCGGAACACCCAGCAGAAAGAAACACCACAAGUCCAAGUCAGAGUGAGCUAACUUGUCAAAGACUUUGUUGGAGAAGUUGCAGCAUCACCAUGCUGUAUUCUCGUGCUUUUUAAAGAACACAUGAAUAGUUCAGAAUGGUUGCGUUUUCUCGUUUAUGUUUUUCUUGGUCCCAUCUUAACCUGUUAUUACCCUUAGGAUGAGGGAUUGUUUGGACCUUGAAAAACUGCCUACACUAACAUGCAUAUUUUUAUCUUUCUAUCA
Malania oleifera is the source of this 4015-nucleotide messenger RNA. Its product is annotated as calcium-transporting ATPase 4, endoplasmic reticulum-type-like. The transcript is spliced from 9 exons. Gene Ontology annotation, cellular component: membrane. Lineage: Eukaryota; Viridiplantae; Streptophyta; Magnoliopsida; Santalales; Ximeniaceae. Bases 609 to 3800 code for a protein of 1063 amino acids. Gene Ontology annotation, molecular function: P-type calcium transporter activity; ATP hydrolysis activity; ATP binding. The record is from RefSeq and is a predicted model, not a curated record. Gene Ontology annotation, biological process: intracellular calcium ion homeostasis; calcium ion transmembrane transport.